CUGCGGGGUGCACCGUGGUGGAUGUUCCUCCCUCAGUCUCCACUGCCGUGGAGAGACAACCGAGCUGGACUCAUGCUGACCGGGGCUUCACACGAGGUGGUGUUGCCCUCCACCACCCCUCUGCAAGGCAACAUGUGGGGGGCUCACCGCGUGUCUCCAUGCGUGCGGCAGUGCCAUCUGCCAGCACGACAUCCCAGCGGCAGAGAGGUGCUGGCCCUGCAGGGUUGUUGGGGGCAGGCGGGGCCUCGGGGGGGCUGUGAGCCCCGAGGCGAUGCUCGCGGGCCGCCUUCCCCCCCGCAGCGCGAGCGGGAGUGCGUGGGAAGGAGUUAGACAAAGCCUGAGCCCGGGAGCAGAGGCAGCGCUGCCGGGAGGGAGACGGGGACGUUCUCCCCUCCCCAUCCUCCCCCCGAGCGAGGGCUGAGCAGAAGCCCUCCUCGUUCCCGUCCGCGGCGGCAGAAGGGACCCGCACGUCCCCGUCCUUCGGGCUGGCAGCCGCGGGGUGCAGCGGGCAGCGGGACGGCGCCGGUGGCCCCGCGGUGAUGCCCGGCGGGGAAGUGGACAUCUCCAUCACCAGGGUCUCCAGGCCACGGCCCUGUGGCCCCAGCAGCCAGAGCAGCCCCUGAAUCCCACUCGUGGCUCAGUCACACCAGGGAACAGCUGUUUUUGUGGACUAGCAUGGGAGAAGCCUUCCCCGGGCAUGGGCAGCACUAGGGAGCCCGAGGCCCUGCAGCUGCUGAGCCGAGAGGCUGAGGACACUUGUGAGCCUGGUGCCAGCUCUUCGGGCUGCCCGCCAGUGGGUGAGCGCUUGCCCAGCUCUGGCUGCACCGUGGAUGGCCGUGGCAUGAGGACCUGCUGUGUGGCCGAGCCCGAGGCCCUGGGCACUGUGGAGAAGGUGCCGGUGCCAACAGGACUGGGGAGCUGCGGGGCAGCCGGUGGUACUGCCCCUGCCUGCGGUCCUAUGGAGCCAGGGGGCACCCAGAAGGAGAAGGCCACCCCUGUGCCCUCCCUGCCUGAGCCCUGCCUCAAGGCACCCAGCAAGGACGUGGGCAGCACGCCGGCUCCAGCCAAGCAUGUGGCAUUCCUGGAGCCAUCAGUGGGAGCUGAACCGCCCUCCCCGAUGCCAAGCCAGGAGCAGCCCCAGGGUGGCACAGGGGGCACCGAGACCCCCGAGCAGCUCCAGAGAGUUGGGGAGCAGGGCAGAGCUGAUAGGAGCACCGAGAGCACCCAGCAGCCCCGGACUGCCAAGCUGCUCUGUGGGUCCUACUCAUUCGAGGUGACACCCCCGCAGGAUGCCGGCAUGCAGGACACAGGGACACAAGUGGACAGCCGUGCAUCCCUGGUGUCAGUGGCACUGAGCCCUAUGAGCCCCCCGGGUGGAGCAGCCGCUUUCACCUUCCCCAAGAGAGAGCUGGGCUCUGCCCCACGCCUGGAGCCCUCCAAGAAGGACGCGGAGAUGCAGGUAUCCAUGCCUGUGGAGACGCGUUCGGUGGCCACCGGGCCCAUGACGCCAGUGGCCAAGUCCCCACAGGCCUCAUACCCCGAGGUGCACGUGAAAGGGGUGGUGGAGGAGGCUCCAGAGCCCAUCCGGGAGGUGAGCUGGGACGAGAAGGGGAUGACGUGGGAGGUGUACGGGGCCUCCAUGGAGGUGGAAGUGCUGGGCAUGGCCAUCCAGAAGCACCUGGAGAAGCAGAUCGAGGAGCACGGGCGGCAGGCGGUGGCCACCCCGCAGAGCACCCGCGCCAGCUCCAUCAAAGGGGCUCCACGCAAGGGCGAGCCCAAGAGGCAGCCCAGCGUCUUCCGGGCUCUGCUGCAAAAUGUCCGGCGGCCGCGGUGCUGCUCUCGCACCGGCCCUGCCGUGGAGUGAGCUACUGCCCACCCCAGUGGGACGGAGGGGACAUGGGGAAGUGUCCCUGCCCUGCGUCCCGAGACGCCUGCUGCCGGCGUGCAGCGCUCCAGGCGGAUGAUGAUGGAGUGCUGCAGGUGGGGAUGGGGCGUCUCAUCUGCUGGGGUCCCCCCCAGCCCUGGGACACGAGAUGGGUGCCAUCUCCCUGUGCGAGGGGUGGGGGCCUGACCGUGGCUUAGAGCUGGGCUCGUGGGCAGCAGCAGUGACAACUGUCCCUCGCUGCCCACCCCACUCCUGUUCUUGCCACAUCAGCAUCAUGUCCCACUGCUGUGCCCAGCAGAAGGGCUGUGGGGCUGGAGCACGUCUGCUCGGGGCCAUCAGCUGCUUGUCCCCGUCACUGCAGCUGGAGGCGUUUGGGGAGGUUGUCUCCAUAGUCCCCAGCCCUCCCUGGCUGCAGUCGAAGCACGGGAAAUGUCCAUGUCCUGUCCCGGUGGUGGGGAAGGAGCCUCCCAGCCACGCUGCUGUGAGCAGCACCCAGAGCCCCCAGGCUGUCCCUUUGUGGAUCCCCCAGCCUUGCUCGCUGCUCCCCCUGGGGCCGCGCCAGCUGCAAAGUGCUGCCACUUUUUACCGCUGGGAUUUUGCAGGGGGGUGGGGGGUGGGGGGGCUUUUCUUGAACCGUGUUUGCAUUUUUGGAGCUUUUUAAGAGACACUUUCAGCCGUCAGCCAACUCCCCCCCAGCAGCCUGCGGGGCUGCAGCUCUUUCAAAACACUGUCCCUGUAUCCCUGCCUUGCUGGGCGGAACCAAGAGCAAAGUCGGUGUGCUGGGGGGGUGAGCACCCCUCUGCCAGCAGUACCUCGGUGUCAGUGCCAAACUGUCAGGCCCCACAUCUCGCCUCCUGCUCCCCCCCCACCAGUCUGACUCAGUGCACCUGAGCUGCAGGAGGCUGCAAAAAAUUGGUGUGCUGGGGAUCCCUUGGCCUGCCAGUCCACUCCACUACGGCUUCAUCCCCAAAUUUCUUUGUUUUCCUCUGUUUUUUGGGGGGGUGGGGGGGAGGAAGGGGGUGGGAGAACUACACUUGUCAGUUUGGGUGUUGGGUAAUAAAACAUUGCAGAAAGCUCUGUGCAGUGCUGCCAGCAGCUCUUGGUGGGGACAUGUGGGGUGACAGACAGCAGGGUGGCACAGAGCCCUGUGGU
Meleagris gallopavo (turkey) is the source of this 3037-nucleotide messenger RNA. It is a transcript of the gene GPRIN1, whose product is annotated as G protein regulated inducer of neurite outgrowth 1. Gene Ontology annotation, cellular component: plasma membrane. Gene Ontology annotation, biological process: neuron projection development. NCBI's taxonomy places the organism in Eukaryota, Metazoa, Chordata, Aves, Galliformes, Phasianidae. The record is from RefSeq and is a predicted model, not a curated record.